CCUUCCUGCCCGCGGCGUCCCGGCCCGCCGCCCGGAGCAGCCAUGCUGAGCGCGCGGGCCUGGCUGUGUCGCGGCUUCCUGCUGUCCCGCGCCGGGCCGGGGCUCGCUGCGAGCCGCAGGUCCAAGAGGUUGGGGGAGACUAACCUGACAAGGAGCCCCCAAUGAGCCACCUUUCCUCACCCCCCAAAAAACAUAAGGGGGAGCACAAAGGCCACGGUCUCCCCCGUGGUUCAGAAAGGGGGAGCUCCUCCCGGGACAAGGACCGGAGUGCAUCGGUCAGCAGUUCUGUGCCCAUGCCUACUGGAGGGAAGGGGAGCCGGACCAACUGCUCCCAGCCUGCACCCCAGAGAGCCCCCAACCGCCUGAUCAAUGAGAAGUCACCGUACCUCCUGCAACAUGCCUACAACCCUGUGGACUGGUACCCCUGGGGACAGGAAGCCUUUGACAAGGCCAAGAAAGAAAACAAGCCAAUUUUCCUCUCAGUGGGGUACUCCACCUGCCACUGGUGCCACAUGAUGGAGGAGGAGUCCUUCCAGAACGAGGAGAUAGGCCGCCUGCUCAGCGAGGACUUUGUCAGCGUGAAGGUGGACCGGGAGGAGAGGCCAGAUGUGGACAAGGUGUACAUGACCUUCGUGCAGGCUACCAGCAGUGGUGGGGGCUGGCCCAUGAACGUAUGGUUGACUCCCAGCCUCCAGCCCUUUGUGGGGGGCACUUACUUCCCCCCUGAGGACGGCUUGACCCGAGUUGGCUUCCGCACACUGUUGCUGAGGAUACGGGAUCAGUGGAAACAGAACAAGAACACCCUGCUAGAAAACAGCCAGCGAGUCACAACAGCCCUGCUGGCCCGGUCGGAGAUCAGCAUGGGUGACCGCCAGCUGCCACCCUCCGCCGCCACCAUGAACAGCCGCUGCUUCCAGCAGCUGGAUGAAGGCUAUGACGAGGAGUACGGCGGCUUUGCUGAGGCCCCCAAGUUCCCCACGCCAGUGAUCCUGAGCUUCCUGUUCUCCUACUGGCUCAGCCAUCGAAUAACCCAGGAUGGCUCCCGGGCCCAGCAGAUGGCCUUGCACACCCUGAAGAUGAUGGCCAAUGGGGGCAUCCGGGACCACGUAGGGCAGGGCUUCCACCGCUACUCCACGGACCGCCAGUGGCACAUCCCGCACUUCGAGAAGAUGCUCUAUGACCAGGCACAGCUUGCAGUGGUCUAUUCACAGGCCUUCCAGAUCUCUGGUGACGAAUUCUACUCCGAUGUUGCCAAAGGCAUCCUGCAGUAUGUGUCUAGAAGUCUGAGCCACCGGUCCGGAGGCUUCUACAGCGCAGAGGACGCUGACUCACCCCCAGAGCGGGGCGCACGGCCCAAAGAGGGCGCCUACUACGUGUGGACGGUCAAAGAGGUGCAGCAGCUCCUCCCCGAGCCCGUGCCGGGUGCCACCGAGCCACUGACCGCAGGCCAGCUCCUCAUGAAGCACUACGGGCUCACGGAGGCCGGCAAUGCCAGCGCCAGCCAGGACCCUAAGGGGGAGCUGCAGGGCCAGAACGUGCUGACCGUCCACUACUCGCUGGAGCUGACCGCCGCCCGCUAUGGCUUGGACGUGCAGGCUGUGCAGACCUUGCUCGAUACGGGGCUGGAGAAGCUCCUCCAGACCCGGAAACACCGGCCGAGGCCGCACCUGGACACCAAGAUGCUGGCGGCCUGGAACGGUCUGAUGGUGUCUGGCUAUGCUGUAACCGGGGCUGUCCUCGGUCUAGAGAAGCUGGUCAACUACGCCACCAACGGGGCCAGAUUCCUGAAGCGACACAUGUUUGACGUGGCCAGUGGGCGCCUGAUGCGGACCUGCUACGCGGGCUCGGGGGGGACCGUGGAGCACAGCAACCCGCCCUGCUGGGGCUUCCUGGAAGACUAUGCCUUCGUGGUGCGGGGCCUGCUGGACCUGUACGAGGCGUCGCUGGAGAGCGCGUGGCUCGAGUGGGCUCUGCGGCUGCAGGACACACAGGACCAGCUCUUCUGGGAUUCCCGGGGUGGUGGCUACUUCUGCAGUGAGGCUGAGCUGGAGGCUGGCCUGCCCCUGCGCCUGAAGGACGACCAGGAUGGUGCAGAGCCCAGUGCCAACUCCGUGUCGGCCCACAACCUGCUCCGGCUGCACGGCUUCACGGGUCACAAGGACUGGCUGGACAAAUGUGCAAACCUGUUGACCGCCUUCUCUGAGCGCAUGCGCCGUGUCCCAGUGGCAUUGCCCGAGAUGGUCCGCGCCCUCUCGGCCCACCAGCAGACCCUCAAGCAGAUUGUGAUCUGUGGCAGCCCCCAGGCCAAGGACACCAAGGCCCUGGUGCAGUGCGUGCACUCCGUCUAUGUCCCUAACAAGGUACUGAUCCUGGCUGACGGGGACCCCUCGAGCUUCCUCGCCCGCCAGCUGCCCUUCCUGAGUACCCUGCGGCGGCUGGAAGACCGGGCCACUGCCUACGUGUGUGAGAACCAGGCCUGCUCCAUGCCCAUCACCGAGCCCUGCAAACUACGGAAGCUGCUACUCCAGUGACUGCCCCGACCCCCUCAGGCCGGGGUGGAAGGCCGAGCAUCCCAGCUCACCAGAACCUGUGGCCAUUCUCGCUGUUCCCCCACGGGCACCCACACACCCUGGAAUAAACCUAACAGUGUCCCGCGGUGACCUCAGGGCCUCGGCCUCGCUUGUGCGGGAGGGGCCUGGGUUCCAGCCUAGGAGCCCCCAGUGGAUUCUGCCGCCAUCUCCGUCUCGUCCUUUGCCUUCUAGUGGUCACUAGGCUGCUCCCCACCCUCCAUGGUCAUAGCAGCCUGAAGGAAACUGAGGCCAGAGGAUGACGAGCAAACACAGAAGAACAAGAUGGGGAUGGGAGUGGGGACUGGCCUGCGAGGAAGAAAGACCAACUGUCCCCUUCAAGGCUGUGAAGGGGGCCUGCCCGCCUCUCCCCAUCAUCUCCUCCUGUUUUGAGCUGGUUAAGGGGCAGGGGGAUAGGACUGAUUUAGAUGAGCUUUCAUUUUUUCA
This is a messenger RNA of Choloepus didactylus (southern two-toed sloth), 3014 nucleotides long. It is a transcript of the gene SPATA20, whose product is annotated as spermatogenesis associated 20. Gene Ontology annotation, biological process: carbohydrate metabolic process. Bases 162 to 2531 code for a protein of 789 amino acids. The record is from RefSeq and is a predicted model, not a curated record. Lineage: Eukaryota; Metazoa; Chordata; Mammalia; Pilosa; Megalonychidae. The transcript has 17 exons.